AUGGCGCAGCGCGCACCCCACGGCGCGGGCACGCGGCCGCGUUCCCCGCCUCCCAUAAAGGCGCCUUCCUCGCGCGGCUUCGCUUCCCAUUUCCUCCGCCCUCCACCGUCCGCGUCGAGGAACACCAUCCGCCCGCCACCCCGCCGCGCGUGCAGCGAGACCAGCCGCGGCGAAAUCGCCCCCAGCAGCAUGAGCGCCGCGGAGGAGGAGCAGCGAUCCGCCGCGGCGGCGGGCGGGGAGGAGGAGAGGCGGGAGCGUGGCGGCGGCCUGGUGUCGGGCCUGGUGGACAAGGCCAAGGGGUUCGUGGCGGAGAAGGUGGCGCAGAUCCCCAAGCCCGAGGCGUCGCUGGAGCGCGUCGCCUUCAAGAGCGUCAGCCGGCAGGGCAUCGAGCUGCAGAGCCACGUCGACGUCAACAACCCCUACUCGCACCGCAUCCCCAUCUGCGAGGUCACCUACACCUUCAAGAGCGCCGGCAAGGUGAUCGCGUCGGGCACGAUGCCGGACCCCGGGUGGAUCGCGGCGAGCGGCAGCACCAAGCUGGAGCUGCCGGUGAAGGUGCCCUACGACUUCAUCGUCUCGCUGAUGAAGGACCUGGGAGGGGACUGGGACAUCGACUACGUGCUGGAGGUGGGGCUCACCAUCGACCUCCCGGUCGUCGGCACCUUCACCAUCCCGCUCGCCACCGAGGGCGAGAUGAAGCUCCCCACCUUCCGGGACCUCUUCUAAUGAUGAGCAAAUUCUUCUUCGUCAAAUGCCUCGAUCUAUCGCGGACGAAUUGUCGUUUUAUCUUUUUCCCGUCGUAAUUAACUCGUUAGUGAUGGAUCUAAAUCGCAGGUAAUA
Messenger RNA from Panicum hallii, 840 nucleotides. RefSeq names its product late embryogenesis abundant protein Lea14-A-like. Gene Ontology annotation, biological process: response to desiccation. Gene Ontology annotation, cellular component: cytosol. Lineage: Eukaryota; Viridiplantae; Streptophyta; Magnoliopsida; Poales; Poaceae. Bases 1 to 726 code for a protein of 241 amino acids. The transcript has 2 exons. The record is from RefSeq and is a predicted model, not a curated record.